Andrographis paniculata is the source of this 1837-nucleotide messenger RNA. Its product is annotated as ethylene-responsive transcription factor 13-like. The record is from RefSeq and is a predicted model, not a curated record. The transcript has a single exon. Bases 1255 to 1734 code for a protein of 159 amino acids. Gene Ontology annotation, molecular function: DNA-binding transcription factor activity; DNA binding. Gene Ontology annotation, biological process: regulation of DNA-templated transcription; ethylene-activated signaling pathway. NCBI's taxonomy places the organism in Eukaryota, Viridiplantae, Streptophyta, Magnoliopsida, Lamiales, Acanthaceae.
UAUUAUAUUUUCUCACAAAAUAUUACAUCAAAAUACUAAUAUUUAAAUAAAAACUCAAAUAAAAUUCAAGGUAUAACCAAACAAAUCUUUUGUGGUAUAUAUUGAAUUGUGGAUAUUAUUUUUAAGAGACCGGUACAAAAAAAGAAAAAAAGAAAAAGAAAAAGAGAAAAUACUAUUGUGAUGAAAAAUCUAAGUAAAAUAAAACAAAUACAUUUAUCUGGGAUGAAAGUAAGUCGAAAGAAAUUCAUCAUUGGCGAUUGUAAAUAGAUGAAAAUUUUUGACUAGAAAUUGAAAAAUAAUUAAACUUUUUUUUAAUCAAAUUUUUUAAACAUGAAAAAAAAAAAAUAAUAACAAUCUUGUAUUAUAGAGAUAAAAUUAUAAGUUUUAUAGUAUUGAUAACACAAAUUUUGGAUUAAAGUAACUUGAAUGAAAUUUACCUUUGCUAGUCCCAAAUCAAAAGGCCAUUUGAAAUGUUACAGUAGAUUAAUAAAUAAAAUAUUUUAUUAGUUAAUAAAAGUGUGUAAGAGGUUUUAACAUUUUUUAACUUUGACUUUAUGUAUAAAAGUAAUUAUAUGUGUAAUGAUAUAUUUAUAAUUUAAGUAAAAUUAAAAAUAUUUUGGUAUUAGUAUAUGAUUAUUAUUUCUAAAAUAGAAAAAUUAUAUAUUGAGGCGGGGCAAAUGAAAAUAGUAAAAAUAAUACUUUAAAUUGAGAAAAGUAGUAAAAAUUAGUGAGUAGAAAUUGAAAAAUAAUUAAACUUUUUUUAAAAAAUCAAAUUAACAUGAGCACAUUUAAGUGGACAAAUUGAAAAUGAUGCGAUCAUAUUCUUGUGAACAUAAGUAGCAUAAAUGUUACAAAAAAAAAAAGAUAUUUUAACUAUGUGUUUAGUUAUCACUUAAAUAAAAGUAUUAUUUAUUUUUAUAAAAUAGUAUAUCAAAAUAUUAUUUAAAUAAAAAAUUAAAUAAAUAAAAAAAUCCAAAGAACUUUAAUUUAAUAUAUGUAUUUUUAAAAAAUUGAAAAAUAAAUUAUUGUAGCACAUGUAUGUUCAGUAGGUAGGCUAGAGCUAGAUUUCAAAGUAUAAUAAAAAUAUGAGUAGUUAGUAGUUACUCCUAUUAUUUUCAGAUUAAAUUAUUAUUUCGAUUUUUCCACGUUCUACAAUUCAUUAAGUAUUAUAUUAUUUCCUAUCCUAUUAUAAAGGAGCAACCAAUGCAAAUUAAUUGAAAGUAUCCUUAAAAGAAAUAAUAAUAAUAAUAAUAAAUGGGAGCACAAAACCUGUCACAAUACGACGUCGCAUUGCUCAACUCAAUUCAAAAUUACCUCCUCUGCGAGGACGCCGAUCGCCGGCGAGAAUACCCCUUUGAUGCGACCGUCGAAUCGCCGGACGGUGACGAAUCGAGCCUGUCGGGAGCUACGGUGGAGCGGUGCAGCAGUGAGGAUACUCCGACGGUGGAGUGGAAGCGGUACAGAGGUGUGAGGCGGCGGCCGUGGGGGAAGUUCGCGGCGGAGAUUAGGGUUCCGGGGAAGAAAAGCGCGAGGACGUGGCUGGGGACGUACGAGACGCCGGAGGAGGCGGCGCUGGCGUACGAUAGAGCGGCGUUUGAGCUCCGGGGACCACGAGCUAGGGUUAAUUUCCCUCACCUCGUCGGCGCUGACGUUCCGGCGCCGAUUAGGGUUACGAAACGGCGCCGUUUCAUUCCCGGCGAGCAGUUAUUGUCGUCGCAUUCAUUUUCAAAUUAGUAUAUAUAUAUAUAUAUAUAUAUAUUUUGUUAUGCAUAAAGUAUUAAAGUGCACUUCAUCAGCGAAUAAAAUGUGUGUUUUUAAAUUUGAUGUAUAAUAAUUU